GAGCUGCCACCGCGGCUGUGGUCACCAUUCCAGCGCGGAUCACUUCCUUAAAAAAAGAGCACAACACUGCUGUGCACGUACGGAGCGGAGCGGAAAGCGGAGCGGCUGGGAGCCAUGGCGGAGAGUGGCGUUGGCGGGGGAGCAGGAGCAGGAGCGGGCGGGCUGCAGCAGGGAUUCCCGGCGGUGUGUUUUGGAGCGGGCAGCGGCUGCUCGGAUGCAGUGCCGCCGGUGUCGGUCUCCCUGGCUGCUCCCGUGCCCCCGUGUCCGUGUGUGUCCGCGCCGCUGCUGGUCUGCGCUGCGGUGACGGACAGCGGCCGCUCCGCCGGCCCGGGGAGUCAGAGUCAGCAGCAGCAGCGGGAGAGAAUCGCGCUGAGGAAGGCGCAGCUCCGCGGCUAUCCCCGGACAAAGAAACUGGAGAAACUCGGCGUUUACUCCGCUUGCAAGGCUGAAGAAUCCUGCAAAUGCAAUGGCUGGAAGAAUCGAAAUCCCCCUCCCACACCUCCAAGAGUAAACGUCCAGCAGACAGCUGUUAGUCUUGCAGAACCUUGCCGGAGUUGUGGCCAUACACUAGCUGAUCAUGUUUCCCACUUGGAAAAUGUAUCGGAAGAAGAAAUGAAUAGGCUUCUUGGAAUAGUACUGGAUGUGGAAUACUUAUUUACCUGUGUCCACAAAGAAGAAGAUGCAGACACAAAACAAGUUUACUUUUACUUGUUCAAACUUUUGAGAAAAUGUAUUUUACAAAUGGGAAACCCUCUGGUGGAAGGACCAUUAGGAAGUCCACCUUUUGAGAAACCCAGUAUUGAACAGGGAGUUACUAAUUUUGUGCAGUAUAAAUUUAGUCACCUUCCACCAAAGGAAAGACAAACAAUUUGUGAACUGUCCAAAAUGUUUUUGAACCGAAUCAACUACUGGCAGAUGGAAACACCUUCACAAAGAAGACUCCGCGCACCAAAUGAUGAUGGUGCUGGAUACAAGGUUAAUUAUACAAGAUGGCUGUGUUACUGUAAUGUCCCACAGUUCUGUGAUAGUCUUCCACGACAUGAAACCACCCAGGUUUUUGGAAGAAUAUUGCUUCGCUCUGUUUUUACUGUCAUGAGGCGGCAGUUACUGGAAAAAUCCAGGCAAGAGAAAGAUAAGCUACCUUUAGAGAAACAAACAUUAAUUCUAACACAUUUUCCAAAAUUCCUUUCCAUGUUGGAGGAAGAAGUAUAUAGCCACAACUCUCCUAUAUGGGAUUUAGACUUCAUGAUAUCAACUGGUAACAUGCAAAUAGGAAUGCAACCAGCUUUUCAUGUGUUUGAAAUUGUAGCUGCUCCCAUGGUUGCAACCACCAAGACAUUUGGGUACGGAUCAAACCCAGCAUCUGGCAGCACUGAUCAAACCAACUGUGGAAAUUUAAGUCCUAUCUGGAGGAAGAAAAUGACUUCUGGCUCUGAGCAAAUGUUUGGAGAAAAGAGAAAAAUGACAGAAUCUUAUAAUAUGGAUGAUGCAAAGAGACUAAGAGUUUUGGGGGACAUUCCUCUGGAGCUGGUGAAUGAAGUAAUGUCAACUAUCACAGAUCCAGCUGCUAUGUUAGGUCCAGAGACCAGCUUGCUAUCUGCACAUGCAGCCAGAGAUGAGGCGGCAAGACUUGAAGAAAGAAGAGGUGUUAUCGAGUUCCAUGUUGUAGGAAACUCUCUGGCCCAAAAACCAAACAAAAAAAUGAUGAUGUGGCUAGUAGGACUACAGAAUGUGUUUUCCCAUCAGUUACCAAGGAUGCCGAAGGAAUACAUCACCCGGCUUGUCUUUGACCCGAAACACAAGACCCUUGCUUUGAUCAAGGAUGGUCGGGUGAUUGGCGGUAUCUGUUUCCGGAUGUUUGCAACACAAGGUUUUACGGAGAUUGUGUUCUGUGCUGUAACCUCAAAUGAACAAGUUAAGGGUUAUGGAACCCAUCUAAUGAAUCACCUCAAGGAAUAUCACAUCAAACAUAACAUUUUAAACUUUCUCACUUACGCAGAUGAAUAUGCAAUUGGCUAUUUCAAAAAACAGGGAUUCUCAAAGGAUAUAAAAGUUCCAAAGGUGAGGUAUGUUGGGUACAUUAAAGACUAUGAAGGCGCGACUCUGAUGGGGUGUGAGCUGAAUCCACGGAUCCCAUACACUGAAUUCUCUGUGAUCAUAAAGAAGCAGAAAGAGAUCAUUAAAAAGUUGAUAGAAAGAAAACAAGCACAGAUCCGAAAGGUGUACCCAGGACUCUCCUGCUUUAAAGAAGGGGUGCGACAAAUUCCCAUUGAAAGUAUACCUGGAAUAAGUAAGCAACCUUACACAGAGGAAUCUGGUUGGAAACCUUGCGGAAAAGAAAGAGGAAAAGAUUCAAAAGACCCUGAACAGCUUCACAAUACGUUAAGGAACAUUCUGCAGCAAGUAAAGAGUCACCAAAGUGCUUGGCCGUUCAUGGAACCAGUUAAGAAAACUGACGCCCCCGGUUAUUAUGAAGUUAUUCGUUUUCCAAUGGAUCUGAAAACAAUGAGUGAACGUGUCAAGAACCGCUAUUACGUGACAAAAAAAUUAUUUAUGGCAGAUAUGCAGCGAAUCUUCACAAAUUGCCGAGAAUACAAUUCUCCAGAAAGUGAAUACUUCAAGUGUGCCAAUAUCUUGGAAAAAAAUUUCUACAGUAAAAUUAAAGAAGCUGGACUGAUAGACAAAUAAAUUUAACUUUUUGAUGAUCUUAUAAUUAAAAUAGUUCACUUAUAUAAUGUAUAGAAUAUCUAUUACAAUGCUUACCUAUAACUCUAGAAACUGGCUGUUUGGGAAAUUCUUAAUUCAGCUCGUUGUUAUUGAAAACGUAUUGAAUUUGCUGUAAGUUAAGAGGUCUCCUCAGAAGAAUUUCACAUUAUUGCACUGAGGUCUGGGAAACACCUAAUGAUAGACAGAGUUUGGAGCAGAGGUAUGUGAAUAUAUGUUCAUAUAUUGAGUGUUCAAUAUUUAAUUUGAUCACUAAAACUCCAUGUGUCCCUUUAGAGAAACCACUGUUGGGUAGGGUUUAGCAUGUUACCAUGCUGGGCUAAAAGGCUGCUGGUAGAGUGCUCAUAAAUUUGAAAGUACUCCCUUACCAUAUUUGCUGUUUUGUUUAGUUAUACUCUAAUCCACACUUGUCAGUUAGUUAAUAUUUAAUUUACAUUCCUGUCAUUGAGAUGAGGUAGUAACAAAAAAUUGCAAAGUAAUAUUAGAAGCAAAUUCAUUUCAGUAAAUCAUUAUUUUACCAAACAGGUCUGCAAUGCUCUUUAAACGUAUGAUUAUUGGCCUACCUCACUGAAGUGAUCUGAUAGGCAAGAUCAUCAGAUCCCCUUUGGGAAGGAGGUAGGAAUUUCCUCCCAUUGAACUUAUUGAACACUGUAACUCUGCCAUAAAGACCCUGACAAAUGGAAUAGUUCUGGCUUGACAGGUUGCUGAGAGUUUUUCUAUUACUCUGUGCUGUAAAGCUGUGGAGUGGAAUUUUGACCUUCAUUCGACAUGCUAAAUUCUGUGAUCUAGUAACGCAUAUUCUUUGCAAUUUCCUUUAAAAAAUGAAGUUACCUUAAUUUAAGGUAAUGGAAUUGAAUUUCAGAUCUUAAGUUUCAAGUACGAAAACAUAACAAGUUCAGCACACAUAACUGUGGAUACAUUUCUAUCCAAAACAGCUUUAGCUACUUAAACUCCAAAUAAAACCGCAGACUGCUCAACCAUGGCUCUUGGACAUGCUCUUCUAGGGGAGGUUUCCUCUAUCAGCAAACAAAAAUUCUUGAACCAAUUUCUGAAUAAUUUGGUUUGCAGAAGUGUAGUUUAUGAUUUCUAUGAGUAUCAAAAAAAAUCUGAUUUAAGACCAAGUAUAUUCUCAACUUGGAUAAUGUAAUUGAGAACGUUUUGUGUUCACAGAAAAGGUACACGGUGUAAGUUGGAGAGUGUACAUUUUAAGUUGUUAAGAUGUUUUAAAUUUAUAUUGGAAGAUUAAAUUUCCACAAUAUGGAGUUCUCAAACUCGAGAAGUCAAGGAAAUCAAUUUUGCAUAUCUGUUUGCCUAGCACAGCGACCUUUAAGCAUAGAGAUGGAUAUAUUUCAGAAUUUGUCUGUGGAGUUGUGUUUCCUUGUCUUUGUCUUUAUCCCAGAGUUUUCAGUUCAAUAAACAGCAGGAUACCAAUGAAACUAUCUGGAAUAUUUAACAUAAUUAUUUUUUAAUUUAUACAAAUGGCUGUUUAGGGAUCCAUGCAUCUUACUGCAGAUGUAAAAAAACGUUUGGCAAUGUUGGCAGCCUUCUGAAACAAUGGUGACAAUUGGCCAGAUAUAUGCAUCUAAAACAAAUAAUUGGAAAUGCAACGUUAACAUCUAUGGUUAACUCCCAAAAAUUGUGCCCCUGUUCUAUUCUACCUUGCCUUUCCUUAUCCUGAAUAUUUUUAAAUCGGGCAAAUAUGGUAGGAAAUUCCUCGUAUGUUGCAAAACAUACUUGGCGAAUAAAGUGUGAUUCUGAUUCUGAUAUUCCAUGUAUAGUUUGAGAGAUUUUGAGGCCCAGUGGAAAUGGCUGCAAGUUAUCCAGAAAUGAUACAGAAAAACUUACUGGAAUGUUUCUAGCACAGCUGUCACUACUCAAAUUUAUCACUGAGCCAACAACUAAGUGGGCCUUAGAGCCACCUGAAACAAGUUGUAGGCCAAUGUAAAAUGGAAAUCAGGGUCUUAGGAAAUGAAUAGAACUGUUUUGUCAUUUUAGGAUAAUAGUGCACAAAGUCUACUCUAGUAUUAUCUGGUAGUGUAGCAGAAGAGGAGUCUAGAGGUGGUAUUUAUUUUUUUGUGCAAUGUGGGUGUUGUGCUCAAUGAUGAGCUGAAUAUUCUCCCAAAAUUCAUAUCACUGGCCUUAGUUUUUAUUGUUCCAUGACCUAUCCCCACUCUACAAAUCAAACGGCAGGCCUGUUUGCCAUAUAAGCUUGUGGUUAGUUUGGAACACGCUGCCAGAGGAGGUAGUUGAAGCAGGUACCAUUGUAAAAUUUAAGAGAAUUUGGACAAGCACAUGGAUGGGAUAGGUUUAGAGGGAUAUGGGGCAAAUGCGGGCAGGUGGGGCAUGUUGGAUUACGUGGGCAAGUUGGACUGUUUCCAUGCCAUAUGACAUAGUUGUUUCUUUUUAUUGUUUAAAUGUGUCUCAUCAGAGAGAGGGAGAGAGAGGGUUUAUUUCAUUAUCUAGGCUAUAAUAUCAUUGUUUAGUGAGGAUUGAAUUUUGUUAAGGAUUUCAUUUUUCAUCAGAACUGGAGCAUUAUUCUAUCAGAUAUGGAGAGAUUUAGAACCUACGGCAUGUAACUGCACUUGUUAUCAACAAUAGAUUUUCCCCACAUUCAAAUCUUUUGGAAUUGCCCUGAAACUGCAAUUCUGUGAUUUUUAAGAGGAAGAGGAAAACUAUGGAUGCAAUACCUGCCUUUUAAAUCAUUACAGUAAAUAAAUAUCUGGCCCAAAAAAAAACUUCCUUUUUCCAAAUUAUUUUAAUUACUUACAUUAUUUAUAAAUGCCUUUUAACAUUGUUGAAAGGAAAAUAAAAUAUACAGAACUGUAUACUUUUGUUCAAUGGAACAGAAUAGCCAUAUUCUGAAGUAUUGAGGCAUCCAGGCAUAAAACACAAAGUUGUGUGUGUUGCGAGUAAAAUAUAACGAUAUUCCAGAUUAUAUUUAUUGGUGUUUUUGCUGAUGUGUUCUGAUUGGAAAAUGAAUACAUCAAUGAGGCAUAAGUGCCAAGUAGCUCAUUUUAAAUCUCUACAAAAUCCAGAAAAGAAUCAAUGAUAUUUACAUAAAAAAUACAUGGAAUAUAGAGAAUCAAUAAAUUGCACACCUCUGGCCGAAUUGACCUCCCCAAACUUACCAGAAGGCUGGUCUGCAGAGGAGGUUGAUGCAUUAGUGGGGAGGAGAAGGUAAAGGUUGUAAACGUGCAGCGGGGUUACAUCCUCUACACAUUACUUAGGUCAGAACAUAAUUUCUAAAGUAUUCAGUGGUCAUGGUUAUUUUCCAGAUUUAUGCAUGAGUCAAGCAACCGCCAAAUUGUUAACACAAGUACAAUGAAAAGCUAGAAAAGACCAAAAUCCAUUUUUUUAAAUAUACAGUUAUUAGUUGUCUUUCAUCACUGAAGUAGUAAAAAAUGUACGUAACAAAAUAAGACCAUGGUUAAAUGACCAUUUUGAAGAAUAUUUUAAGGAGCUCACACAAGGGCUUUCACAGAUAAGCACAUGAACCAUUUAGUUGACGAUUCACACAUUUAUCAAGAUGAUAUGGAACACGACUAGCUGUCUACACAUAUUUCAUUGAACAGAAACAGUGACUAACAAGAUCUUCAGUGUAUUGAAUACCUCUUUUUGUCAGCAACAAUGGAGUUUCUUAAUUGAAAGACAUGCACAUCUUAAUUUAGAUUGAUUUAUUUUAGGUAAAGAUAUUGCAAUUAUACUAAAAAGAGUCCUCAAAUUUCAUUGGAUCCUAUUUUCAUUAAAACUAUAGAAUAUUGCACUCCAGCAGUAACUACUGAUAUACUGUGCUUGAAAUACUGUGUCCUAUAUGUGUGUGUGUGUGUAUAUAUAUAUAAUUCUGGUCAAACACAAACUCAAAUUUGAGCUUUUGCUGUAGAUCCCAAUUUUUCCAUUAGUUUAGUUUGGAAAAUGAAACAAAAUAUAACCUGUUUUUGCUAAAUGUUGAAUUCCUGUUCAUUGUAGAUGUAUCAUGUUUCUUCAUAUUUUGCUAUGCAUUAUCAAUAUAUCUUUUUACUCCAAACCAUUUUGGUUUGUUCUUUAGAGGUAAAACAUCUCUGGGUAAAAUGUACAAAUGUGAAUUGUUUAUGUGUGGUUAAAUGCAUAAUCCAAUUUUCUUUUUGUUGUGGACCUGUCCCAUGAAUAUGAAAUUAGUGAUCAUCAAAAA
Leucoraja erinaceus (little skate) is the source of this 6892-nucleotide messenger RNA. It is a transcript of the gene kat2b, whose product is annotated as K(lysine) acetyltransferase 2B. Lineage: Eukaryota; Metazoa; Chordata; Chondrichthyes; Rajiformes; Rajidae. Gene Ontology annotation, cellular component: nucleus; histone acetyltransferase complex. Gene Ontology annotation, molecular function: protein binding; histone H3 acetyltransferase activity. Gene Ontology annotation, biological process: chromatin remodeling; positive regulation of transcription by RNA polymerase II. The record is from RefSeq and is a predicted model, not a curated record.